Gadus morhua (Atlantic cod) is the source of this 1502-nucleotide messenger RNA. RefSeq names its product SIX homeobox 3b (gene six3b). Gene Ontology annotation, cellular component: transcription regulator complex; nucleus. Gene Ontology annotation, biological process: regulation of transcription by RNA polymerase II; eye development. The record is from RefSeq and is a predicted model, not a curated record. Lineage: Eukaryota; Metazoa; Chordata; Actinopteri; Gadiformes; Gadidae. The coding region runs from base 229 to 1050 and encodes 273 amino acids. The transcript is spliced from 2 exons. Gene Ontology annotation, molecular function: RNA polymerase II cis-regulatory region sequence-specific DNA binding; DNA-binding transcription factor activity, RNA polymerase II-specific.
GGCGGGAACGGAUGACUGCUGGCAAAUGAUUGGCAGCUCUGCCCUACAUCAGACACCAUGGCUGACCAAUCACAGCAGAGUAUCAGAGCCCUUCUCGGGCAUCCCGCUCACCUAAAGAGGCGCGCUGUCAGAACGCCUCUCAUACGGUGUCCGUCACCGCGCCAACGAGGUGUACACUUGUUUAACUUUUUAUUUAUUUAUAUUUAAAUCGUUUUAAUCGCCGGCCAGAUGGUGUUCAGGUCGCCACUGGAGCUUUUCUCCGCCUCUCGGCUGCUCCUGCCCCACUUCACCGACGGGGGGACCUUCCAGUCGGGGUCCUGCUCCCCGGAGGAGCCCGUCUCCACCUUCCCUCCCUUCGCCUUCCCCGGCCUCUGCUUCUCGGCCGCGCAGGUGGCCAGCGUCUGCGAGACUCUGGAAGAGACCGGAGACAUCGAGCGCCUGGCCCGCUUCCUCUGGUCCCUCCCGGUGGCCACGGGCGCUUGCGACUCCAUCUCGGAGCAGGAGUCGGUCCAGCGGGCUCGUGCCGUGGUGGCCUACCACACGGGAAGCUUCAGAGAGCUCUACCACAUCCUGGAGACGCACCGCUUUACGCGCGCCUCUCACGGUAAACUACAGGCCAUGUGGCUCGAGGCGCACUACCGCGAGGCCGAGAAGCUACGCGGGAGACCGCUGGGGCCGGUUGACAAGUACCGCGUGAGGAAGAAGUUUCCGUUGCCCAGGACCAUCUGGGACGGGGAGCAGAAGACGCACUGCUUCAAGGAGCGCACGCGGGGGCUGCUCCGGGAGUGGUACCUGCAGGACCCCUACCCCAACCCGGGGAAGAAGCGGGAGCUUGCGCACGCCACCGGGCUGACCCCGACGCAGGUCGGCAACUGGUUUAAGAACCGGAGACAGAGGGACCGCGCGGCGGCCGCCAAGAACAGGUUGCAAAACCACGGCAUGGGGCGUGAGGGUGCGCGCUCACUCAGCGGGCCAGACUGCAGCCCGGACAGCCCUGACGGGGACGCGCUCCUCUCGGUGACGGACAGUGACUCGGACUUUGACGUGUGAGACGAUCCACGGAGCGCUCGCGCUGCUAAAUAUUCCAGACACAAUAUACAAACCCAGUACCACCACACUCUCCCUUCCCUCCUCCUCCUCCUGUUCGGGAUCCAAACGGGAAGUCCAGAGGAUGGAAUGGCCUGUAUCUUUAUCCAUCUAUAGCCACUCUUCUGCGAAGAGGAGGCACGCUAGGCCAUCGAAUGAAGAGGACGUGAGACGAAAUGUGACCCGUAAUGUGACCCGUAGAGACAAUCCAAAACCACGGAAAAAGCCUACCUCGAAACCAGCAUGUCAGUGUGUUUUGUGAGCCCUCGUUGUACCUCAUCGCCUUAACCUUUCCUCCAUGGGCACACUUUGUUCUUUCUUUUGCUUAACGUCCGUCAGUGGAGCGCUCCAGUGUGUAUGUGUGUGUGUGUGUGUGUGUGUGUGUGUGUGUGUGUGUGUGUGUGUGUGUGUGUGUG